GCCUGUCCCUCCGCUGAAGAGAAGCCUCAGCACAGAAGUCCAGAUCCCCACCUGAAACUGUCGCCUAGGCCCCAUGGGGGAAAAGAGAGGGGUCUUGGGAGUUGAGAGAUCCAGGACUCAUCUGAGAACCCCUUUAACUGAAGCUGAAAGAAAGCACAGCCAUCCGGGGAAGGAUACUUAAUUCAUCAAAUAACACGCACAGCAACAAUUGGUCAAGCCAGUGUCGCUGCUGUCUUUAUGCAAAAGGUUUCAGCUUGUACCGUGUGAAAAGGGUGAAAGAGACGAUGUUUUCUGAAAACACUCCUGCCGGUAUCUGAGCGCAUUAGGGUCUCCUAGGGCCAAAGGAGUAGCUGAAAUGGACACAACUACUUUCGUCCCGUCAGUACUGUCAUAGACCAGCAAGAGUGAUUCAAGUUUGGGAACGGUGAAUGCGUUUCAAGCAUAAAUAUUCAGAGGGCAGAGGCGGAAGGAAGCUGAGCUGAGCCCAGGACCAGAUAGAGCGGCCCCGAGACAGCCUUGUGAGGUGCCAAAGGGGGCGACCGCGGGAGAGGGUGGUUCCAGUGAACACAGCCACGGGAAGGCGGUGAGCUUUGCUGGGUAAAGCCAUCGUCCUGUGCCAGCCCAGUCCUAAGGCGGAGGACUCGAGACUCCAGUGAGUGGCCACAGGAAGGAGCGGAAGACGGGACUGAAGACAGGAAACUGGACUUAGUUCUAGAAAGGAAUAAGCUCAAGCCACAGAAGGAACAGCGUUUUAUUAAAAUCCUGUGUGCAAUUCACCAAAUUAUAUUUUGACUGCCACCCUCUGAAAAGCAGCACCCUGGAAUAAACUGGGACCAGAAUUCUGCGGCUGUAGCCAGGCCAUCUCAACUUCUCACGAGAGGAAACACGACUGAACUUGGAAUCAGGAAACCUGAGCCCAAGCCAUGGCUUGUUUCCAAAUUUCGCCAAGCCGUUCCUGGAUUUACCCCACUACUAUCCUCUGCCUAUUUGGGUUUUUCUCCAUGAUGAGACCCUCGGAACCCUUCCUUAUCCCAUAUUUAUCUGGACCAGAUAAAAACCUGACCAGCGCAGAGAUAACCAAUGAGAUCUUUCCCGUGUGGACAUACUCUUACCUGGUGCUGCUGCUCCCUGUGUUCAUCCUCACGGAUUUCGUCCGCUACAAGCCAGUCAUCGUCCUCCAGGGGAUCAGCUACAUCAUUACCUGGCUGCUGCUCCUGUUCGGCCAAGGAGUGCAAGUCAUGCAGGUCGUGGAGUUCUUCUACGGGAUGGUCACCGCCACCGAGGUGGCCUACUAUGCCUACAUCUACAGCAUGGUCAGCCCAGAGCACUACCAGAGAGUGAGCGGCUACUGCAGGGCCAUCACGCUGGUGGCCUACACGGCGGGCUCAGUGCUGGCCCAAGUCUUGGUGUCCCUGGUCAACUUAUCGUACUUCUACCUCAAUGUCAUAUCCUUGGCCUCUGUCUCUGUGGCUUUCCUGUCCUCACUUUUUCUACCAAUGCCCAGGAAAAGCAUGUUUUUCCAUGCAAAAGCCAGCAAAGACGUCCAGAAGCCAUCAAGCACGAAUGCCGUGUCAGACGAGCCACGUGGGGACAAAGCACCCCACUGCAAUGAGGAGAAACCCGCUCCGGAAAUAGCCGCCUCUUCGGGGAACUGGGAUGGUGGGCUGCUGAGUGGCCCAAAGCCGGACAAUGUCGCUGUGAGAGUUUUUGUGCAGUGGUUCCAAGAUCUGAAGGAGUGCUACUCCUCCAACCGUCUUUUUUACUGGUCCCUGUGGUGGGCUCUUUCCACAGCAGGUUUUAACCAGGUUGUGAACUAUGUUCAAAUCCUGUGGGACUAUAAGGCACCGUCCCAAAAUUCUUCCGUCUAUAAUGGGGCAGUAGAAGCUAUUGCAACCUUCGGAGGGGCCGUGGCUGCCUUCGCAGUGGGUUAUGUGAAAGUCAACUGGGACCUUCUGGGAGAGCUGGCCCUGGCGGUCUUCUCCGUGGUCAAUGCCGGCUCCCUAUUUCUCAUGCACUACACAACCAGCAUCUGGGCAUGCUAUGCUGGCUACUUGAUAUUCAAGUCCAGCUACAUGCUUCUUAUCACCAUAGCAGUAUUUCAGAUUGCCGUCAACCUGAGUGUGGAACGAUAUGCCCUGGUGUUCGGAAUCAACACCUUCCUUGCCCUGGUGAUUCAGACCCUUGUAACUGUGAUCGUAGUGGACCCGAGAGGGCUCAACCUGCCAGUCAGCAUUCAGUUUUUGGUUUACGGGAGUUAUUUUGCCGUCAUUGCUGGGAUUUUCCUCAUUAGAAGCAUAUACACUAUCUACUCAGUCAAAUGCCGAAGGGAAGCGCAGAGCUCUCCCCUAAGUCAGAGUGCACAAGAGCCACACCCAGAGGGCCCCAGGGAUGCCAUCUAAUCUUAUGUUAAUGACUACAGCCUCUGAGCCAGAACCGUGCUGGUCACAAUGUCGUUGAGUGCCAUAAAUUGACACUCAUCACAAGUCUGGAUUCCGAUGAACUUUUUCAAAACCACAACAAAAUCCCAGCUUCAGACCAGAUAUCUUUAUGGGCAGCUGAACUAGAUGCAGUUGACAGGACCCACGAAUCUCAAUUAAACAGCCCACGUUGGGACCCCGGUGGAUGGCGGUGACUGAAAAAUUCUGUUCCGAGCACUUGCAAGGACAGGACAAUGGCAUGGAAAGAGACCACCGUCCUGGAGCUGAUGUUCCCCAUCUGUGCGCAGAAGUGCCAACAGCACGGACCCUGCUUCCUGGCUUAGACACGUGUUUCAUCCUACCAAAACAGGCAGCACGUGGAACAUUUUUGGUCACAUGAGUCAUUUUCCUUUUUCUUCCAUUAAGAGUGUUUCUGUAUAACAGUUCUCUAAGAGAAUUACAAAGUUUGGUCCCGUUUCUAAGGACUCCUCUCCGAUCUUGAUAACUUAGCAUUAUGAACAAGCUUUUAUGUGAUAAUAUCACAAUUGGAUUUUUUAUGAUAAUUUUUUACUUUGAGCUUUGCUGAGCUUUAUUGUUGAAACUACCUCAGCGAUAAUUCCAGACACUCCUGUGUGUCCCCAGAAUGACAUUCAUCUCAAUUCCUAGUGGCUCAACAAGAGACAAUGUGCUUUCUUCCUGUUAGGACCCAGAUAGGUAUUUUAUUGCUAUAUCAGUGUAAUGUCUGUCUAAAACAGAAAACUUGAACAGAAAUUCCAGAGGUUUCUACAAGUAUUCAUAAAUAAGAACAUACUGAUUGGGGGUGGGCACCUAAUUUUUAAGUGGCAGAGAUUGUACUAAAUAAAAUAAUGUGUACAGAAAUA
Messenger RNA from Phyllostomus hastatus (greater spear-nosed bat), 3298 nucleotides. It is a transcript of the gene SLC19A3, whose product is annotated as solute carrier family 19 member 3. The transcript is spliced from 10 exons. Gene Ontology annotation, biological process: vitamin transport; transmembrane transport. Bases 924 to 2399 code for a protein of 491 amino acids. The record is from RefSeq and is a predicted model, not a curated record. Gene Ontology annotation, molecular function: thiamine transmembrane transporter activity. Lineage: Eukaryota; Metazoa; Chordata; Mammalia; Chiroptera; Phyllostomidae. Gene Ontology annotation, cellular component: plasma membrane.